AUGGAACAACAACAUGAUAAUAGAAGAUCUACCUUAAGAGCAUUAUUGACCACUUUAGCUAUAAAUCCAUUUACUGAAAAUUCAUCGGAUCUACAUAGUUCUACUUCAUCUGUAGAAAAUUUAACUAAAUCUAUGACAAGUGAAGGAACUACAAUAUCACCUAAUUCAAAUUAUGGAGGUACUAUGACUACUUUAGCAAGUGAAAUUCUUGACAAUGUAACUAAUUCAACUACAGCAAAAAAUUUGACUAGUGCUAUAACAUCUGCACUAACUGAGACUGUAACCAAUGCAACUACACCAGAUACCACUUUAAUUAGUUCAACUUUAGGAGAUAAGGUGACUGAUUUAACAAGUAAACUUCUUGAAAAUGUAACUAAUUCAACUACAGCAGAAAAUUUGACUAGUGCUGUAACAUCUGCACUAACUGAGGCUGUAACCAAUGCAACUACACCAGAUACCACUUUAAUUAGUUCAACUGUAGGAGGUACUAUGACUACUUUAACAAGUGAAAUUCUUGGCAAUGUAACUAAUUCAACUACAGCAGAAAAUUUGACUAGUGCUGUAACAUCUGCACUAACUGAGGCUGUAACCAAUGCAACUACACCAGAUACCACUUUAAUUAGUUCAACUGUAGGAGGUACUAUGACUACUUUAACAAGUGAAAUUCUUGGCAAUGUAACUAAUUCAACUACAGCAGAAAAUUUGACUAAUGCUGUAACAUCUGCACUAACUGAGGCUGUAACCAAUGCAACUACACCAGAUACCACUUUAAUUAGUUCAACUGUAGGAG
Molecule: messenger RNA, 790 nt
Organism: Plasmodium relictum
Lineage: Eukaryota; Apicomplexa; Aconoidasida; Haemosporida; Plasmodiidae
Product: PIR-like protein
Exons: 1
Source: RefSeq, a predicted model, not a curated record